Molecule: messenger RNA, 1221 nt
Organism: Bombina bombina (fire-bellied toad)
Lineage: Eukaryota; Metazoa; Chordata; Amphibia; Anura; Bombinatoridae
Product: flap endonuclease 1
Exons: 5
Coding region: 34-486 (150 amino acids)
Cellular component (GO): nucleus
Molecular function (GO): RNA-DNA hybrid ribonuclease activity; 5'-flap endonuclease activity; 5'-3' exonuclease activity
Source: RefSeq, a predicted model, not a curated record
AACAUAGAAGAAUACGAUCUUCAUAAAAUACUAAUGAAGUUGAAAAUGAGUCAUGAGCAGUUUGUGGACCUGUGUAUCCUAUUGGGCUGCGACUACUCUGGCAAGAUUAGAGGACUGGGUCCCAAGAAGGCGCUGCGCAUGAUGCAGGAACAUGGGAGCAUUGAGCGAAUACUAGGGGCCCUCAGUCCUCAGAAACAAACAUUCUCUGGAGAUUUUCCGUAUGUGGCGGUUCGGCAGCUGUUCCUGCAGCCAGAUGUGGUCGAUGUGAAGUCUGUUGAGCUGUUGUGGCAGGAAGUGAAUAAGGAAGCAGUGGUCCAGUUCCUGACCAAUGAGAAGCACAUCAAGAAAAUUGAUGUCAGACUGGACAAGCUUUGUGCAAGAGGACAAAGCAAGAAGCGUAAACAUGUCACUGCACCUGUCAGUCCCAGCAGCGACAAGCAGAAGAAGAUGACUUAUUACUAUGCUGUCAAGAAAAGUGUCACAUGAGGAGGUCUCACUAAUUGGGGUCAUCAAAAUCAUUUUCCAAACUGGGCCUCUGAGCCGCACCAUGACUGGGGACCUGAUUUCCUGAGCUCACAGAGGCUGGAGGUGGCUGUGUCCCAGAACAUGUCACUAAGGACAGACUGAUGACUUUAUUGGUAUUGGCACAAGUACCGGUUCAUUCAACUGGGACCCGGUUCCUUUGUGCGUUCCCUGUCCUGUGUAAAUGUUUCUGUCUAUUUGUUACACUGUGUCCUUUCUUUGUCACUGGUCACACAAGGUCACCCAAUGCUGGGUAUGGAGAUUUUUUUAGCUAAAUAUAUUUUUAGAACAAAAAGCUUUGUGUAUAAAGAUUGUAUUGAUAACAAAGCUUACAAAACUCGUCUGAAGGCUGUUUAGAUAAAGAGAACUAAGACCUCUGGUUCGGAUGCGAACGAGAAUACAACUGCAAGAUAAGAAGCGCCCAUGCUCUGAUGCACUGGGGGUAAUUGACAAAACUUGCUCAUGGCUGAUUGGUUGCAAAUGCUCGUGCAAGGAUAAAUGCAAGCAGCGAAUGCUACCUCGCUCCCUGCAAGUUCAGGCAGCCUAAGAACCUUGUAUCUCUGCCUAUAAUAAACGGGUCUUUAGAUUAUAAAAUAAUGUAUCUGUUUACCAAUAUUAUUGUUAUUUUCUGCAAAUCUUGUGUUUAAAUUUUAUACUGAAAGAAAACCUUGUAACAAUGUAAAUAAAUAACACAGCUUA